This is a messenger RNA of Colletotrichum orchidophilum, 771 nucleotides long. RefSeq lists its product as uncharacterized. The record is from RefSeq and is a predicted model, not a curated record. Bases 1 to 771 code for a protein of 256 amino acids. NCBI's taxonomy places the organism in Eukaryota, Fungi, Ascomycota, Sordariomycetes, Glomerellales, Glomerellaceae. The transcript has 2 exons.
AUGGCUGCCUCCGUCGUCAUCAUGAAGAGCCCUACAUGUCCUGGUCUCUUACGGCCGCUUACCAACGCCGACUUAGAAAAGUCCGCAUAUAUAUACAAUCAUCUUCCGCGGAUCCAUGAGGGCAUGCGGGUUGAUGAUGCCCACGUCGCAGAACUCCUCAGGCUUAUUGAUAAGAAUGGCUAUCAUGGGAGGCUUGGCUUGCAUUUGCUCCACAAGCAUGACGACAUCGCCGAUGGCACCAUACGGCUCGAGUCAGAUCUUAGCGAGAUGCCUGGAUCAUGGAACAAGGCUACCCGAAUUGACUCCAUUGACGCCAGGAGCAUUCAUGCUGUUACCUUCAGGCACAUAUCACCGGAGAAUCGGCUUGUUCCCUACGAAUUUGCGGAAGGGCCUUCAUCGCUCACUCUUGGCGAAAAAGAUCAUCAAUUUCUCGGAGAAUUCAAUGAAUAUCUCCGUAAACAUUCCCUCAGCGAUGCACUCGCCCUUGAAGUCGCUCCUUGUGGGGCUGAGCCCCAACACCAGGAAGGCACCACUGAGAUCGAGGUGAACGGGGCUGGAACCAUCGUCCUGCCAAUCUCUAUGGUGAACAACGGAGACUUCCUUCCGACAGGCUGGCUCUACCUCAAUCAACUUGAAGACUCCACCCCCCCGAAGGGCCAAACCUGGUCAAAGAUGACCAAUGGAUCUCACAAAGUAUUCACCAACAACCCUGUCGGAACCCCGGCUGAGCUGUUCGCCGAAUUGAUCCAGGCACGUAUUAUCAAGAGUUGA